AUGAAACUUUCUGUGCUUGUUCUGCUAUCGCUCCAACUGUCUCACGCCUUCAACUUGCCAUAUGGAAACCUCCGAAGCAGCAUCUUCGAUCGUCGGCCCGACAACCUGGCUCGUCUCGGGUCUCGUAUCUCCUCUAGAUGCUCCGAGAGCGCGAGGCCCUGCCGCCCUCUGAGCAUGCAGACAACGCAGGAGAAGGCGAGUAAAGCUAUCAACCCGAUCUUCGGGGAUACAGGAGGAGCAAUUCUAGCCGUGGAGAAGCUCUCGCUCAGUGCCGGGCCUCGUGACAUAUUGCUCGACGCUUCCUUCAAGGCCAUGCAGGGCGAUCGCAUCGGAGUGGUGGGAGCCAACGGAGCCGGGAAGAGCACGCUCCUCUCGGCUAUCGUGCGGACGAGAGCGUGGGACAGCGGGGAAGCGGUGAUCAAGCCCGAGACAACGGUGGGGUACCUGAUCCAGACGGCAGUCAGCGGGAGCAAGAGAUCGGCAUGGGACGAGGCGUCUUCGGGGAUGAACAAGAUCAUGGCGGCUGAGGAGCGACUGCUCAAGGCGCAGGAGGCUGUGGAGCGGGAGGCGAUGUCGGAGCGAGCGGCCAACGAGCUUGCGUCGGCGCAGGCAGAGUUCGAGGCUGUGGGAGGAAGCAGCAAGGAUCAGAAGGUCGCGCGCGUGCUCAACGGGCUGGGGUUUCAGCGGGAGGACCACAACAAGUCCUGCACCGAGUUCAGCGGGGGAUGGCAGAUGCGCAUCGCGCUAGCUCGCCUCCUCCUGAGCGAGCCCGACCUCCUGCUCCUCGACGAGCCCACCAACCACCUGGACAUGAGCGCGAAGCAGUGGCUCGUGAGCUACCUCAAGGAGUACAAGGGGACCAUCAUGGUGGUGACGCACGAGACCAGCCUGCUCGACGGCAUCGCAUGCAACACGAUCCUGGAGGUCCGCGACAAGAGGCUCCACGUGUUCAAGUGCAGCCACUCCAAGUUCCUGCUCGAGCGGCAGGCCAGGGUCGACGCUGCUGCCAAGGCGUACGAGGCGCAGCAGAGGGAGAUCGAGAAGCUGCAGAGCUACAUCGACAGGUUCGGGGCCAAGGCCUCCAAGGCCUCGUCGGCGCAGUCGAGGAAGAAGCAGCUGGAGAAGAUGGAGGUCAUCGAUGCGCCGGAGAGCCUCCAGACAGGACGGCGACCCAAGCUCGUCCUGCCCGAGCCUCCCAAGUGCAGGAUGGAGAUGGUGGCAAACAAGAAGAGAGGAAACGCGCCGAAGAGGAUCGAGAAGAUAGAGAAGGAAGUGGGGAAGCUGGAGCAGAAGAUCGCUCAGAUCGACGCAGACAUGGUGGCGAAGGGGAGCAACGUGGAGGCUCUUUACGAGCUCCAGAGCAAACGAGAUUCGCUCCAGGGCGAUCUAGACAAGUUGUAUGCUGAGUGGGAGGAGCUGGAGACCAUUCUCUCUUGA
Messenger RNA from Guillardia theta CCMP2712, 1437 nucleotides. RefSeq lists its product as hypothetical. The transcript is spliced from 4 exons. Bases 1 to 1437 code for a protein of 478 amino acids. The record is from RefSeq and is a predicted model, not a curated record. NCBI's taxonomy places the organism in Eukaryota, Cryptophyceae, Pyrenomonadales, Geminigeraceae. Gene Ontology annotation, molecular function: DNA binding; ATP hydrolysis activity; ATP binding.